This is a messenger RNA of Daphnia pulicaria, 6419 nucleotides long. Its product is annotated as proteoglycan 4-like. Gene Ontology annotation, biological process: regulation of mitotic nuclear division; regulation of chromosome segregation. Bases 261 to 6062 code for a protein of 1933 amino acids. Gene Ontology annotation, molecular function: protein binding. The transcript is spliced from 5 exons. Gene Ontology annotation, cellular component: nucleus; chromosome. Lineage: Eukaryota; Metazoa; Arthropoda; Branchiopoda; Diplostraca; Daphniidae. The record is from RefSeq and is a predicted model, not a curated record.
UCUCUGCACGCCAUUGUUGGUUGGAAUGGAAACGGUUCUUGAAACACAUACACAUUGACCGCGUAGACGCAUAAACUUGCAAGCUUUCUAUUUAAGAUCCCCGCCAGUUUUCAUAAAAUUGUUUACCCAGUUUUGGAGUCUUUGCGUCUGGUUUUUCUCGUGGUAGUUGAUUUUAGCUACAGAGUGACUUGUCAAACCAAGAAAAUUGGGAUAUCUAUUACAAUUCUGUAGCGAGGUCUCGACGACGCCAAGAUUUAGGCAUGGCUGAAAUAUCAGUCAAGCUUCCGAAACCAAAGUAUGGCCAAAUUGUGGUGCUGCAAAAGAAUGGUGAUGAGCCCAGAGGCCAUGGGUUUCCUUUGACCUCUACAACUUGUGUGGUUGGCCGGUGUUUAAAGUCUGAUAUUCGUAUAACUUCUGCUGAUGUCAGUGAUACACACUGCAAAUUUCUGAUUGAUGAAGUCUCUGGGGAGGCCUCAGUAGAAAUUCAUGGAAAUGAAACCGAAGUCAAUGGGACACAUUUUGAAGCCGUUAGCUUGAUUAAGCUCAACCACAAGGAUGUUGUUUUAGUUGGUGGAAGGAAACUACGAUUUGAAUAUCUACCACCCGACUAUAAACCUCUAUCAAAUAAACCUGUUGCAGAAUCAACUGAUUCUUUCAGCGCUGAAGUUGUUGAUCUAGAAGAGAAUGGUGAUGUUGUUGACAGCAAUGCUGAAAAAGAGGAAGACAUUGCGCCUGAAGUGCCCUCUACUCCAUCACUAAAGCGAGUUUCCUUUGGACCCUAUCUCAGUCCAGAGCAGUUUGACAACACAUUGCCACCUGCUACGCCGAUCAAGAAAGGUGCAACUCCUCGUCGUUCUACGCGAUAUUCGGGAUUAAAAUUUAUCCGAGCUCCAAUCGAUUCGUUAAUUGAGGAGGAGGGCGGUUUAGAAACGCCAGCAGAUGAGAAUUUGGUGGCGAACGAUAAGGAAUACGUAGACGAAACGCUAGAAGAUGCCGAAGCCUCGGUUUCCAGCGUCACUUCAGUCGAUGAAACUUCUAUCCUUGACAAAACCAGUCCGUCGUUAGCUGAAGCGACUGAAUUUCUUGACAUUUCCGCUCGCGCCAACUUGGACAUGUCGUCCAUUGAUGCCAUGUCGACCAUGUCAGAUGUUUCAAACAUUGCUGUCGUUCCUUCUGAGUGCUGUUCUUUCCUCGACGAACCUGUCGAAGAAGGCGAUUUUGAAGUUGUUGAACAAGAAGACACUUCAUUAUUUGAUGAUGAUCUUAUUGGAGCAGAGAUUCCCGUUCCGGAGAUAACGACACCUCAUCUGACCAACGGCUCUACUUUAUUGAGAUCAUUUACAACCUCGUCAUUAGUAGAUAAUAUGGGAGAAGAGGAAGAAGAAGGUAUCACUCUCUCGCCGGAAGACAUGUCUGAAGGGAUAAAUGGUCACACUUCAACCGUUGAAUCGGCUGCCCAAUUAGAAGAGGCUGAAAAAGAAUCAGUUCCUGUAGAAUCCAAUAGUGUUCCGUUAUCACCUCAGGCGGAUUACACUGACGUUCGUGGAGUUAAACAGCUUCUGCAGACACCGAAACCGGUUCCAACCACCCCAAAAGCUGAUUAUACCGAUUUAGAAGGAGUCGAGCAGCUGCUGAAAACUCCUAAAAAUGCAGUCACUUCUCCUCAUUCACCCAAAGUCAACAACAGCGAUGUUGAGAAAACUCCGAAACCAGUUGCCCUUGAAGUAAAUGAUGAUCUGCCCAAGGAUGUCGUUCCAGCACUCGAACCAGUGGCCAAAGUCGAAGCUGUUUGUAGUGUUAGUGUCGAAAAACUGAUUGAAACUCCCGAGUCAUCUCCUCAGAUGAAGAGUCCCGAGAUUGCCAAUAGUCCUCCAGCCGACAGUAAAGUACUCGAAAAUGUGGGAGAGCUUUCUAAAACCCUCGGUGCUGAAGCACCUGAAACAUCUAAAGUCGACGAAUCCGUCCUGGAAGAUGUCGAUGGGUUGCAUCAAACGCCAAAGACUUCGUCUGACGAUUCUAAAUUGAACUGCACCGACCUGGAAGGAGUUGCCCGUCUUCUCGAGACGCCUAAAACGACACGAUCCGUUGUCGUUGCUGCCGCUGGCGUUGGAAAAACACCUGAAGCUGACUACACUGACGUCCGUGGCAUUAAGAAGCUGCUUCAGACGCCUAAACCUCCACCAAACACGCCCAAAGCAGACUAUAGAGAUGUCAGAGGUGUCAAGCGACUUUUGGCUACUCCUAAAGCAACGCCCGGUACUCCUAAAGCUGACUAUACUGAUGUCGAAGGCGUCGAUCUCCUAAUGAAGACACCCAAAGCAAAAGAUCAUGUGAAGGAAAGUGAUGAGAAAGAGGUGCCUGAGAAAAUAUUGGAAGAGUCUACACCCGAAACCCCGAUUGACAUUGCCAAUUCAACCGAAGACAUUGUCGAUCCCAAGGUUGACGAAGGCCAGCCCCUGACUAGGGAAAAGGAAGAAAUCCCGCUCGAGGAGGAUGAAGUUGAAACGAAGGUUACCGAGCCACGACGAGGCCAGCGAGUGUCGCGUAAACCUAAAACGCCCAAUGUACCAUCGCAGCAAACAGCUUCGCCAUCCGAACCAGAAGAACAAAAGGACGAAACAUCUGUGGAAGAAAAAAAGAGCUGCCCUUCAGAUGAACUCGCCGAAGUUACUACAGUUGACGAUUCAGAAGAAUCGGCGAAAAUACCAAGUGAAAUCGAGCAGCAGGUGGAAGAAGAGGAAUGUGUUGCCGCCAGUGCUCCCAAGAGAGGGCGUAGAGCCGCCACUUCUAAAACAAACACACCUAAAGCUGAUUACAGAGAUGUCAGUGGAGUUAAGCGGCUUCUGAAAACUCCCAAAGCCGACUACUCUGACGUGGACGGUGUUGAACUUUUAAUGAAAACACCUAAGGCAAAAGAUCCUGUCCCUCAGAUUGAAGAGGAAGAAAAGAAUCUGGUCGUUGUUGAGGAAGAAGCACCUGCGAAAGUCGUGGUGGAACCCGCAUCCGAAGCUGAUCAACAAUCCUCUAAAACUGCUGAAGAACCUGUCGUUGAGAGUGUUGAACAAGUCGCUGCUACUGCUCCACAGAUGGAUAUGGCCCAGCCUGUCGUAGAAGAAGAACCUGUUGAGAAAGAAACCAAUCCUCCCAAACGAGGUCGUAGAGCUGCUGCUGCUAAAGUCGACACACCUAAAGCAGAUUACAGAGAUGUCAGUGGAGUUAAACGGCUUCUGAGAACUCCCAAAGCUGGCCCAGGAACCCCUAAAGCCGACUAUUCUGACGUUGAAGGUGUCGAUCUUUUAAUGAAGACUCCUAAACCCAAAGAUCCUGUUCCACAAAGUGAAGAGGAAGAAAAGAAUGUGGCCAUUGUUGAGGAAGAAGAAGUACCCGAGAAACUCGUCGUGGAAUCCACACCUGAAGCCCAAACUUCCGAACCUAUUGAGGAAUCCGCCAGCGAUGUCGUUGAGAGUGUUGAAGUGAACACUCCGGUUGCCUCGCAGAUGGAAGAGGAAAAACCGGUCGUAGAAGAAGAAAUGAAAGAGGAAGAACCAGAAGCUCCUCUUCCAAAACGAGGUCGUAGAGCUGCUGCUGCCAAGCCAGACACACCCAAAGCGGAUUACAGAAAUGUGAGUAGAGUUAAACGGCUUUUAAAAACUCCCAAAGCUAUGCCCGCAACACCUAAAGCCGACUAUUCCGACGUGGAAGGUGUCGAUCUUUUGAUGAAGACUCCUAACUCAAAGGAUCCUGUUCCUCACAUUGAAGAAGAAGAAAAGAAUCUGGUCGUUAUUGAAGAAGAAGAGGAAGUACCCGAGAAACUCGUCGUGGAAUCCACACCCAAAGCUCAGACUUCUGAACCAAUUGAAGAACCCGCCAGUGAUGUCGUUGAUGUUGCCUCGCAGAUGGAAGAGGAAAAGCCGGUCGUAGAAGAAGAAAUGAAAGAGGAAGAACCAGAAGCUCCCCUUCCAAAACGUGGUCGUAGAGCUGCUGAUGCUAAAGUCGACACACCCAAAGCAGAUUACAGAAAUGUCAGUGGAGUUAAACGGCUUCUGAGAACUCCCAAAGCCGGCCCAGGAACCCCUAAAGCCGACUAUUCUGACGCGGAAGGUGUCGAUCUUUUAAUGAAGACUCCUAAACCCAAAGAUCCUGUUCCACAAAGUGAAGAGGAAAAAAAGAAUGUGGUCAUUGUUGAAGAAGAAGAAGAAGCAGUUCCCGAGAAACUCGUCGUGGAAUCCAACCCCGAAGCUCAGACUUCUGAACCAAUUGAAGAACCCGUCAGUGAUGUCGUUGAUGUUGCCUCGCAGAUGGAAGAGGAAAAGCCGAUCGUAGAAGAAGAAAUGAAAGAGGAAGAACCAGAAGCCCCCCUUCCAAAACGUGGUCGUAGAGCUGCUUCCGCUAAGACAAGCACACCGAAAUUUGACUAUAGGGACGUCAAAGCAAUCGAGAAGCUUCUGAAAACUUCUGCUGCUGCUCGCGACACUCCUAAAGUCGAUUGCACCGACGUCAAAGUCGUUGAACAACUCACGAAGACCCCCCAAUCCAAGGAUGUGGAAUCGGAAAGUGAAGUUGCGGAAGAGUCAUCCAAGAAUCCUGUCGAGAAAUCAACAACUGAGGCUGCUCCAGUAGACAAGACCGAAACAACUGAUGAGCUGGCCAACAAAGAGGAACAAACUAAAGAGUCUGAAGCCGAAAAGGAUGUCAUUCCUGCUAGACGAAGCCGCAGAGCGGUUCCUACUCCAAAAACCAACACUCCAAAACCGGCUAGUCGGUCGAAACGGAAGCCACCCCAGUCGGAACCGGAGAUCCAGCCUGAAGUGAAUGACACAGUUGAAGUUCCGCUCUUACCUGCCACCGAGAAGGAGGAGCCAGUCGUCGUAGAAGAAGCAUCGAGUGAAGAGACUUCUCAGAAAGCGGAAGAAGAACAAGUUCCAGUCAAGAGUGUCAUCACACCUAAGCGAGGUCGCCGAGCCGCCGCUGUUCCAGCGUCCAAAGUUGAGACGCCGAAGGCUACUCGAUCAACAAGGGUUAAAAAGCAGUCAGAAUCGGACAGUGUCCAAGCGGAAGCCGAAACUCGGCCAGUGCGAUCCAGGAGAAGAAAAGAUGACCUGUUAAAUGACGAAAAAUUGUCAUUGUCACCUGUCGUCCGUCUCUGUCAGAUCGAGGUGCCCCAGACACGUGUGAGUACUUCCUCAGACGAAAUGGACAAAGAAGAGAACAAAAGAGUUUCAUCGUCCAGCAACGAUGAAGUGGCGCCAGCUAAACGAGGACGUGGUCGACCAAAACUAAUUAAGAAAGCAGUGCCGAAAAAAGGAAAGGCUGCGGAAGCUCCUGUUCCGGACGUUGUGGAACCCGUUGCCUCUGCGGAUGAAAUGGAACAAGUCGAAGCUAAACCAGCCAAGAAGACGACUCGUCGAGCCACAUCCAAACAGACUGUCGAAAAAGUGGAAGGUGCGCCGGAAGAGAAACGACGUCGUGGUGGCAGUAAACCUGCUGCUGGUUUAGAUGAUGUCGAAAUGUUGCACGAAGGCAAAGGUCAUGCUGCUGAUAUCCAUGCGAAUCACAUGCCGGAUGACGUAUUGCGGGAAACGAACGAGGAAUCCACUGCAACAACUUCAUCUGGUCGACCCAUCCGCAGCAGAAAAGCAACAUUGAAAGUCCAUUUUGAUGUUGCUGGUGCGGCGGCUUCACCGGUCAGAUCCACCCGUUCCACCAGGAAAACAACGGCAGCAACAGCGGCUUCACCACCCCCGGAUAAGACAGUGUCUGUUCUACUUGACCGCGAUCCGGACAUUGACACUUUGGCUGCCGUUGGUCCAGCCAACGAAGAUGAAGAAAAGGUACCCACCUCCACUGCUACCAAGCGUCCAAGGCAGAAGAAGGUGCCAGCAGCUGCUGCCGUAGUUGCUGAAGAAACGGAGGGCACAGAAUCUCCGGCCGCACCUGCUGUGAAGCGGACCCGCGGUGGUAAGAAAGUCUCGACCGAUUCUGAUGUACCGAAAGUGGAGAGCUCAUCUCCACCUCCCGCUGCCCCAUCACCUCGUCGUACCCGACGCACCCGAAACAUCUAAACGGGAGAUAAAUCCUAAAACAAUUUCCUUUUGUUUCCUUUUUUUUUUUAAAGUCUUUUUUUUUCUGGUACACCUCCCAUCAUUUUACCAAUUAUAAUUUUGUUUGCAUAUCGGAAUCUAUGCUGCUUUUUGGGUUUCAUUAUGUACCUUAUUUUUGGUCCUUUGGCUUCGUGGAUAUUUAUAUCAUUGCAUAAAGGCCCAGUUGAUUAUAAUUCUUCUUUUGAAAUGUUUUUCCUAAAAUUUCAUUUUUAAUGACUCCAGAAGAAUUUUUUAAGAAAGGGGGGGAGUAGUUCAUUCAUUAUCUGGCAUGAAGCAUUCAGUGUAUUAUUGAUUUCAUAAUAUACGUGUUAUUGUCAA